ACGCAAGAUAACCCACAGCAAACAGCAACCACGUAGGACUCGCCACAAGAACAGCACCGAGCACAUGGAGACGCUUCUACCUCCAUUCCCGCCCUUUGACCCACACAGCGACGCAACAUCGCUUGCACAGCGUUGGAUAAAAUGGCAAGCACGCUUCGACAAUUUUCUUCUGGCAGCAAACGUUACAGACGCAUCUCGCAAACGUGCCAUGUUACUUCAUUAUGCCGGUGAAGAAGUAUACGAUAUUUUUAAUACGCUCUCCAAUACCGGAUCAGACUAUGACACUGCUGUUGCUUGUCUGAAGCAACACUUUGCCCCAAAGAAGAAUGUUGUGUACGAACGCCACGUAUUCCGCCUUGCGCGGCAAAACCCAGGAGAAACACUGGACCAGUUCCACGUCAGACUCAGAAAGCUCAGUACAACGUGUGAAUUCACAGACGUGGACAAGGAGCUUCUCUCUCAGAUUAUAGAGGGCACCACAUCACAGAGACUACGUCGCACAGCACUACGAGAAACUGACGUCACACUGGAUAAAGUUUUAGCGACUGGUCGUAGCCUUGAGAAUGCUGAGGUCCAAGCCACCAGCAUAGAGAAUCCAGCACAGUCUCACUCAGUACAGAAGAUAGAAACCAAGAAAGGAACGCACAGCACUCGUCCGAAGAAUAAAGCACGAGACAAAAGAAGAACUGAAAGGUGUACAGGAUGCGGAGGAAGCUGGCCCCACCCGAACGGCAAAACAACAUGUCCGGCAUGGGGGGCGACAUGCCUCAAGUGUCACAAGAGAAACCAUUUUGCGAGGUGGUGCCGAAGCACAGCAGAGGGCACAGCAACGAUACAGUCUCUCACUACGUCGUCCAAACCUCAGUCCUCGCUCCGACAAGCAAGUUCGGAGGAGUCUGUGUUCCACGUACAGAGUGUCAUAAACAACCUCCCAGUAAUCACAGUAAUCGUGAACAAAACGCCCGUGGACUUUUUCUUGGACACUGGGUCAGGAGUAAACGUCGUAGGAGAGCAGACUUGGAGCGAGCAUUUCCAAGAAACGCUGGAAGAAACAAGAACACGAUUGGUUCCGUAUGGACUGAAGCAAGAAAUCCCUGUCAUGGGAACAUUCACAGCGACAUUCAAGACUCAAGGAAAAUCUGUACGAGCACCAAUAUUCGUAGUAAAAGGGCCACAAGCAUCAUUGCUGAGUUACCAAACAGCCUCGGAGCUCAACCUCAUCAACAUCGUACAGUCGGUGGGCCAGGAAACAUCGGUAGAUGCCAGAAGAGAGUUUCCGAGGUUGUUAGAAGGACUUGGAAAACUAAAGAAUUUUCAAGUUAAGUUGGCAAUAUCAAGCAACGUCAAGCCGGUCGCACAACGACAUCGCCGAAUUCCUUUCAGAAUGAGGAAAGCAUUGGAGGCCGAGCUGACUCGCUUAGAAGACAUGGACAUCAUUGAGCGCGUCACAGGGCCUACCCCUUGGGUCUCACCGGUUGUUGUGGUUCCCAAACCACACACAGAAGGAGCGAUAAGAAUGUGUAUUGAUAUGCGAGAAGCUAACCGGGCUAUCGCUCGAGAGAGGCACGUGAUGCCCACGGUUGAAGACAUUAUCAAUACACUGAAUGGCGCAGCAUAUUUCUCCAAGUUGGACCUGAAUGAAGGAUAUCAUCAGCUAGAACUAGAGGAGUCGUCACGGAGAAUAACUACUUUCUCUACCCACUGCGGUCUAAGAAGGUACAAAAGGCUGUUGUUUGGAGUCAAUGCGGCAGCUGAGAUAUUCCAGGACGCCAUCAGCCAAGUUCUACCCGAUGAAGACGGAAUCAUCAACAUCAGUGAUGAUAUUCUGGUAUCCGGUCGAUCUAUAGAAGAACACGAUCGAAGAUUGCGUUUGGUCCUAAAGAACCUUGAAGAAGCAGGGCUUACACUAAACUUGAAAAAAUGUGUGUUGGGCUCCCGGAGUGUGAAAUUCUUCGGCCAUGUCUUUUCUGCCCAGGGAGUCACCAUUGACCCAGGAAAAGUGAGAGCAGUGGCAGAAAUGACUUCUCCAAGAAAUGCAGCCGAAGUAAAGAGCUUGCUUGGGAUGGUGAACUACUGCAGUCGCUUCAUUCCCCGGUUAGCAGAAAUUGUGGAGCCCCUGAGGAGACUCACACACACGGAUGUUGAGUUCUCAUGGAAUCAAGAGCAAGAAGAUGCCCUCGAAAGGCUCCGAAAAGAGAUGUCUCACGCUCCGACACUGGCGUACUUCGAUGACAGAAAGAAUACGUACGUCAUCACAGACGCUGGACCAGAGGGAGUUGCUGGAAUUCUAGUCCAGGAAACCAGGGACAAAAAGGAUCACAGCAUCUUGGCAUACCACAGCAGACCGCUGACGCCAACGGAAAAGAGGUAUCCGCAAAUCGACAAAGAAAUGCUGGCCAUAGUGUCGAUGGUCGAACGUUUUCGUGUCUAUUUGGCGGGGGGAAGAUUCACCGUCAAAACCGACCAUCUACCUCUGGUGUCAAUACUCAAGAAUGCAAGCGCCAAGCUAUCAGCAAGGCUAGAACGGCUUAGCCUCAGGCUGCAACAUUACGUCUUUGACGUGGAACAUAUCCCAGGUAAAACGAACCCGGCGGAUUAUUUGUCCAGACAUCCACCUUCAACGAAAGAAGGAAGUCCCAUGAAAGAAGCCGUUGCCGCCGAAGAGUAUGUGUCGUUCUUAGUUAGGUGUGCUACGCCGAAGGCUAUGACGCUGCAAGACGUUCAAAAGGCUUACAAAGAUGAUGAACAAAUGGACUUACUGAUUGCAGCCCUCCGAAGACCUGACAAGAAGUUUUGCAGACAUCUAUGGAAGCACGGAAAGUUAAAGCCUUUCAACCAGAUAAAAGAAGAACUAACAGUAACAGAGAGCAACUUGGUCUUGAGAGGACCACGCUUGGUAAUUCCCGAAAAGGCGCAGAUGGAGGUUGUGCAGUUAGCCCAUCGGGGACACCAGGGUAUGGUGAAGACCAAGCAGCUAAUUAGAGAGAAGGUGUGGUUUCCUGGGAUCGAUAAGAUGGUGGAAGCUGUGGUCAGAAACUGUGAGGCAUGUCAACGGACAGUAGAGGAGAAGAAGAACCUGCCGUUAGUAAUGACAGAGCUUCCCGACGGACCAUGGCUAUCACUCGCAGCAGACUUUGCUGGUCCACUACCUGGCAACAAGUAUCUGCUUGUCGUCGUAGAUGAAUAUUCACGGUUCCCCGUGGUUGCGACGUUAUCAUCUCUGAACGGAGGAACGGUGACCACCAAGUUGAACGACAUGUUCACCGUACAUGGCAUCCCUGAAGUUGUAAAGACAGACAAUGGUCCCCCGUUUUUCGGGAAAGAAUUCGCCGACUUUAUGAAGCACAAUGGUAUUCGUCACCAUAGAGUAACACCUCUGUGGCCGCAAGCGAAUGGGGAGGUAGAGCGAUUCAUAAAGAAUCUGAAGAAGACCAUAAAGGCAGCCUGUGUAGGGGGACAUAACUGGAAGGACGAGAUAGAUGAGUAUCUGUUGAACUACAGAGCCACCCCGCACUCUACCACAGGUGUCACUCCGGCAGAACUACUCUUCGGAAGAAAGAUCAGAACCAAGCUUCCCCAAAUGCAGCAGAAGCUUAGCUUCGAAGAUAUACAGGAGAGGGACAGUCGGAAGAAAAGACAAAUGAAGGCAUACUCUGACCACAGACGUCAUGCCGCACACCAUGGUCUACACAAGGGAGACAGUGUAUUGUUGAAGAGGACAGCACCCUUGUCCCAUGAGACACCAUACGAGCCUCAGCCAUACAAGGUCAUCCGAAUUCAAGGGACCGCAGUUACGGCUGUACGAGACCACCGAAAGAUAGUCAGGAAUGCAUCUUUCUUCAAGCGCAUUCCCUGUAGGGACCAGGACGCUGCAGAUGACUGGGAUAGUACUAUGAUCGACGAUACUUCGAAGGAUCAAACACUGGAGUCAUCUCAAUCCGGGGCUAUGACUGGAAACCUCGAAUCAGCAUCAACUGGACAAGGUUUCAAGGACCCAACCGCCGUUGAGGCCAGGGCACCGCUGGAAGAACCAAGGCGCUAUCCAAUACGCCUUAACCGAGGGCAGCCUCCACAGAAGUUCGGAGACACCUUACUCCACUGA
This is a messenger RNA of Ornithodoros turicata, 4102 nucleotides long. RefSeq lists its product as uncharacterized. Gene Ontology annotation, molecular function: nucleic acid binding. NCBI's taxonomy places the organism in Eukaryota, Metazoa, Arthropoda, Arachnida, Ixodida, Argasidae. The transcript has a single exon. Gene Ontology annotation, biological process: DNA integration. The record is from RefSeq and is a predicted model, not a curated record. The coding region runs from base 65 to 4102 and encodes 1345 amino acids.